Messenger RNA from Amphimedon queenslandica, 1784 nucleotides. RefSeq names its product serum response factor-like. Bases 16 to 1380 code for a protein of 454 amino acids. NCBI's taxonomy places the organism in Eukaryota, Metazoa, Porifera, Demospongiae, Haplosclerida, Niphatidae. The record is from RefSeq and is a predicted model, not a curated record. The transcript is spliced from 3 exons. Gene Ontology annotation, molecular function: DNA-binding transcription factor activity, RNA polymerase II-specific; cis-regulatory region sequence-specific DNA binding; protein dimerization activity. Gene Ontology annotation, biological process: positive regulation of transcription by RNA polymerase II.
CUGCUACAUAAAGGGAUGCAGCAAAGCAAGAGAACUCAUUCCCCGCUUGCCUCCCGCACCUCCUCCUCCAAACACACUCCCUCCUCUCCCUCUUCUAAGAAGUUACGAUCUGCUGGACAGAUUGCUGGCUACGCUUCCAACCCCUCUUCUUCUAAUACAUCAGUUUCUACAAUAGCCCCCACAACCCAUUCCUCCUCUACGACGACAAUGCUUGGUGAAACCCGCUUCCCCACAACCCGUCCCCAACCAACCCAAACGACCCCUUUCCCCCUUCCCCAUCACCACCAUCCCCACUACGUUAAGACGACAAACAUGGACGACAAUGACCGCUCUAGUGUUAGCGACAACGACUCCCUUCACUCUCCGCCACCAUCACAGCAGCUCGGUGUUGUUCCCGGCGUAGUCCCGGGCUCAGUAACGAGCGGUAUGGAUGGACUCCAUCGCAAAGUGAGUGUAGGAGCCGACGAGAAACCCAAACCUGCUCCAGGGAAAAAGACUCGCGGAAGAGUCAAGAUUGAGAUGCAGUACAUACAGAACAAGCUCCGCCGAUACACCACCUUCUCAAAGAGAAAAUCAGGCAUCAUGAAAAAGGCUUAUGAAUUAAGUACAUUGACAGGAACUCAAGUCAUGCUACUGGUUGCAUCAGAAACUGGCCACGUAUAUACCUUUGCUACACCAAAGCUCCAGCCCAUGAUAACGUCAGAAGCUGGCAAGGCUCUCAUCCAGACCUGUCUUCACACACCAGACCCACCACAGCAACCAAUGGACUACGAGAUAAGGAUGUCAGCCACCGGAUACGAAGAGACAGAACUAGGCUAUGGUCUUAGCGACGAAGAGGCAUUCAAGACUGGUUUAGAAGCUGCUGGACCCCAUCCAGGAGCCCAGGUACUCACCUCAGGAUCAGUGGUUAUCCCACCAUCAAUGAUGCAGAUGCCUUUCGCUCAGAUAGCCCACCCAGAUCACCACCAGUCCAUGAGUACAGUCAUGCCACCAGCUGCCUACCCCAUGGCUGUCUCCACGGGACCACCAACAAUGUCCCCACAUUCUCACUCUCCUCCUCCUAGCUACUCCCCAUCGGCCCACACAGCCUCUCCUAGGAACUACCCUGGUAGUCCAUCGGCCAUAUCGUACUCCCAGUCCUCUCACAUGCCACCGCAACACAUGAUAAUGGAGGACCUUGUCACAGGAGGUAGCCCAAUGAGGAAGAGUCCCGACUCUCACUAUCUCUCCCACCAUCAGUUUGAUCAGAGUCCGACCCAGAGUCCAAUGACCAGCGCCCAGUUCCCCAUGAGAACCCACUCGCCACCUCACCAGAUGUACGGUCACCCUGGCUCUAGUCCACCACAGAUGAACAACCAUUCUCCAAUUAGGCCUAUGUAAAGAGACAAAGACUAUGUGUGUGUGUGUAUGUGUGACUCCUUAAAUCACUAUCUGAACUUUCUGUAAUGUAUUUGUGUUUGUAUAUUCGAGCUGGUCUCAAUCCCUCUCUCUCUCUGUGUUUUCUUUUUCUCUCUCCUUGUGUGUGUGUGUUUCUCCCCGUCAAGUUUUUGUGACGAAGCAGGACUUCAGGUAUUCUCCCUCUCUAUCACACAAUAUCGCUAACGACUUCCAACACUACGAGACUUUAAAACACUUUCCCUUCCUCCUCCUCCUCUCCCUUGCUGACUGGUCAGCAGUUCUCUCUAUCCUUUAGGCAGCUGGUCUGUCGCCUCUUUCCCUCCCUCCCUCCCUCACCCUAUAAUGUAAUCAUUCCCCACCUUUACCCAAUAAAAAAUUGACACAAA